AUGAUUGGUGGUGAACAACAAGAUCAGCCUUCAUCGGCUGGAUCUCAAAUAAGUUUGGAACGUAAGCUUGAUCUUUUGGAAUCCAGGUUUACGCAGCCAACUGUCCAAACCAAUGAUAAUAAGUCUUCUGAUAAGAAUGUCCAAUCUUCGCUAACUCCGUCUUGGGGGAACCAAGACAAUCUGAUAGAGAGACCUUCACCUGCUUUUACUACGUCUACUCCAAAGCCGUCUACGAGUACCAGCAGCAAUCUCGUCAGCGGAAGGAUGUCACCACAUCACAAUUCCAAUAGCCAACAUUCCUUUCAGUUUUCCCGACAUCAGAGUUCACCUCAUAACUCGAAUCCACUUCCACAGUCGGCCGUCCGAUCCAGGCGGCGGCUUUCUUUGCAAAGCACCAGCUUUCAAUCUGUUGCCCAGGCGGCAGCUCGCCAUAUGCGAAAAGUUGCUGCCGCAUCUCCAGUUCACGGCUUAUCAUCUAAUAACCCUCAACAACAGACUCAACUUGAUGGUAGCCCACUGAGCAGCAGCAGUAACUCCAAUGCCACCAUGAUCACGAGCAACCAAAGACACAAGACGACAGCAAGUCAACAAAAUGCUGAGCAGCGAGUGGUGGCGGAAUCGCCACCUGUCAUUGUCAGUCCGCUCAACAAUUCCACGCCCGUUCGCAAACCAAACAAACCCAAUGCGGUCCGCCACCUAAUGAUGGCUGGCAAUGCUGCUGCCUCUCCCACGAGAACCAGUCCUCGUACCAAAAAGGGCAUCAUCAAAACGGGAAAUAAUGACGACGCUGCUGCUAAUGAGCCGAACAUUAUGACACGAUCGAGAAGCACUGAAAGGUCCUCACCUGUGAAACCUACUUCGUCAUCAACGCGACGAAAGUCUGCGCCCAAGCGGAAGGUAUCUUCCAUAAAGGAGGCCACGGCUGGAAACUCCGCUACGGCAACUCCCGAACCAGCCAAGCGCACCAAGCUGGACGAAACUGUAGCCAUCACUUCGACGAGCAAUCUUUCCAACAAGUCCCCCUUUCGACCUGUUCUCUCGGAACUAUCUCGAGACAAGAGCAAUCUCUCUGCGAAAUCGUCUCGACAAUCCAAAGAAGCGGCAGGAGCACCGGCCAACAAUCGAAGGAUUCAAGACUUUUUCAGCGUGACCACCAACAAGGAUGGUACUUCUGCCAGCAACAAUGCUGGCAACAAGACAUCAACAACUACUAUUAAUGCUACGACCGCUUUCAAAAAGAAAGCUACCAAGUCACCAUCGUCGUCAUCCUCCACUCCAUUGACUGUUCCGUCCAAGCGAGUCACUCGAUCGCAAAAAGACAUUGAUUGGGAGGCCAAGUGUCAAAAGAUUGAACUUUUGUUGCACGAAAAGGACCAACAGCUCAAAGCAGUCACCAACAACCGCACGAUUAUCCACACUACUCUAAAGGCCGAAUUGGACAAGAAAGCAAAGGAGCUCGAGACAAUUCGACAGACUCAAAAGUCCAAGAAUGCUCACGUGACCAAGGAAUUGGAAGACUUGUUGAGAUGGAAGUCGUCUCAGCAACAAAAGGAACUCAAGGAGAAAUUGGCGACAGAUGGUGCGAGAUUGGGGCGGAUUGUGGUGAGCAAGGUGGGGAUGCGAGCAUUUGAAUCAUGGGAAGAAGGGUCCGCGACACAUGAUCUGGAGGAUCGCAAAAAGGAGCUGCAAGAGCGACAAAAACUCUUGAAAGCACGAUGGAAAGAGGUGGCCACUCAUGAUAAUGAUGCUACAUCGUUGGAACAACUCGAGGCCAGGGAAAGUGUGCAACGACACCUUUACAAUUGCGAGUUGGAGGUAAAGGAACUGGCGCACGAAGAACAGGCACUCAACGAUGAAAAGGCGGCUCACAUUCGUUUAUUGAAACGAGUGGCCAGCGAAGAUGCAUCCCGGUUUCGAUCGAAACCAAAGCUGCAUGGACGCUAUGUGUUGCACAGCCUUCUUGGUAAGGGCGGAUUUUCAGAAGUUUGGAAGGGAUAUGAUCUUGUUGAGCUACGAGAAGUUGCCGUCAAGAUCCACCAACUUGAUCCGAGAUGGCCAGAUUCGAAGAAAGAGAACUACACCAAACAUGUGUCAAGAGAGUACGAAAUUCAUCGCAGUGUUCGCCACCCUCGCAUCGUCAGCUUGUUCGACGUUUUCGAAAUCGACAACAAUUCCUUUGCGACAGUCUUGGAAUGCUGCAAGGGAACAGAUCUGGAUGCGCUGCUGAAAACCAAGAAACGACUACCUGAACGUGAAGCUCGGGCCAUUCUAUUGCAAAUCCUCCGGGGCAUGAGGUAUUUGAGUGAGCCCAGCGACAACCGACAGGGUAUCAUCCACUAUGAUUUGAAGCCAGGCAACAUUUUGUUUGAUAAAAUUGGUGAUGCCAAGAUCACUGACUUUGGUUUGAGUAAGAUUAUUGAUGCUGCUGAUCCUGGGGACAGUAUGGAAUUGACAAGCCAAGGUGCAGGUACCUACUGGUAUCUUCCACCCGAAUGUUUCAUCACUAACGAAAAAGUGCGUAUCAGCAACAAAGUUGAUGUAUGGUCCAUUGGAGUCAUUUACUAUCAAAUGCUCUACGGCGUAAGACCCUUUGGAGAGGGCGUGUCGCAGGAUCGCUUGCUUAGGGAAAACACAAUGCUGAAUGCCGAUCAAGUGGAGUUCCCAGAACGCGUCACCGUGUCCAAAGCUGGGAAGAAUUUCAUUCGUCAAUGCCUACAGUAUGACCAGGCCUUUCGACCAACCAUUGCACAACUUUGUGAGAACAAGUAUGUUCUGGAAGAGGCAUUCUAA
Molecule: messenger RNA, 2790 nt
Organism: Cylindrotheca closterium
Lineage: Eukaryota; Bacillariophyta; Bacillariophyceae; Bacillariales; Bacillariaceae
Source: the annotation of a GenBank genome assembly